Molecule: messenger RNA, 2042 nt
Organism: Sycon ciliatum
Lineage: Eukaryota; Metazoa; Porifera; Calcarea; Leucosolenida; Sycettidae
Exons: 5
Coding region: 358-1176 (272 amino acids)
Source: RefSeq, a predicted model, not a curated record
CCACUACUGGUCACUAGGCAGCUACCCAUUCGGUUCCCGGGUAACCCUCGUCCAGAAAAGUAGAGAGAAAUCCGUGUCUGGCGUCGGUGCUGGGAAAUUGCCGACUAAUCACCGCGAAGUUCGUCGUUCACCUGUGGGUUCCGAGGAAGUGCGCCAUGGGUACGAAGAACUUUGUUUCGCUAUCAAUGGACAGUGCGUUUUGUUUGCGUUACCUGUACAAGACAGCCUGCUGCAAUCACCGAGGAAAGCGGAUAAAUAGUUGAUCGACAGGCGGAAAAGACGACACAAUCCCUCAGCCCUCCAGGAAAAGAGCUAAGCAGUCUUUUGAAGUUUUGUCGCUCCCGGCCGGAAAACAAGAUGGCAGUGAAUGUACCCUCCUCCUCCAGACAACUUCUGUCUGCAUUUGCAUUGGCAAUGGUGAUGUUUGCGCAGCUAAGAUCUUCUAGUGCGUCGCCAUCUGCAGCAUUGCAUCCGAGAAGGCAGAACGAUGACGGCCUUCCGGGCCACUCCGGCCGGUCACGCCGCUCAGAUGCGGCAGCAGGAUCGUCGACAGGCAGUAUGUGCAAGUCACUGGGUAAACUUUACAGCGAGGUGUUCGCGCAGAAGCCGGUCGCCUGCUCGCUUCUCGACUCUUUCUCAAACGUAGAGGCCCCGGCUAGGUCGCUCGCGGAGCAUUUGUUCCUCGGCUUGUCUCGCCUGAGCAUAUCGAAGAAACCCUCGCCUCUCCUGAAGGUUCAUGUUACUGGCGGAGGAGAGAAUCCUAUGGUCGACUACAAGAAACAGUCUCUCUACCUUGCUGGCAUACUUCGUCACAUGACCACGGAGGAGAUACCGGUGUUGCUGGCCAAUCACAGAGCAAGACUGGAGGAACACAGCGGCUCUGCAGCCAAUACACUGGCCAAGCGAACACACCUUCCCGUCAUCAAGAGACUGCUGCAGAAAGGCAGACAUCUUGCACAGCACUCCAUGCGUAAACUUUCAAUUAUGACUGGAACAUCACCGGCUGAGACUGAGAGAGCUGCUGUCACGUUAGCCCGGGAUACAGUUCAGCAGGUGAUGGCCCGUCGUCAAGACAAGCCCAAUCUUGUGCAAUCCCACUCUAUUCUUGUGACGUACUGCUCCACUCUGAGCGCUAUGGCGGAGUCACUGCAAGGCGUGAUCGCCGGUGCCUGCUGAUGGAGUCAUGAAUGGCGCGAACACUCAGUGGCCUUGACUGUCAAUUUGAACUUUGUGCCGCGUAUUCCUAAUAAUUCCCUGGCAGUGUUAACUGCUGAAGUUGCCAGGCCUUUCUCAGGAUUUUGGCGACUUCUCCGGCAUCCGGAAAUGGCCAAUCGUCCACUUGCACCAGUACAGUGUGAUGUCAUUGGGACUGUGCCGGGCCGCACAACUACAGUGUACAUAACGCCUUGCAGCCCUGUCUAGUGUCUGCUCAGUCGGCUGUCAUCAUGCUGGGUGACCAAUGCCACACAGAAUGCCGAGCCCCACUAGUGCAGUGUACUUCAAGGCCUUGCUUGGUGGCUCCCUUCAAAGAUUUCCUGUCAUGGGCGACCCGGUUCAGAGACUGAUGUGAAGAGUCAGUCUGACCUCAGUCGACUGUAAUCGGUAGCAGUUAUCUUCUGUACAUAUUCUAAGCUGAAGGAUGAUGAGAUUUGAAGCGGGUCACGUUUCUUGCAUGCUGCUGCCCGGCUGCCGCUGUGUGUGUGUGUGUGUGUGUGUGUGUGUGUAUGUAUGUGUGUGUGAACUGCCGGAGCCUUGAUUUGCCAUAAUAUUCCGGCACUUCCGAACUUCAAUGAUUCAGAAUCAUGAUGCCAUAUCCCGGUCUCUACUGUGCACUCCUUCACCAUCAAUGCCUCAUGGUGUAGCCCGGCGUAGCUCUAUUUAUUGCAAACUUGAUUCAGUAGGAGGUUCUGGUUUCAAGCAAGCGCUCUUCAGUCAAUGCUCACGGCUGCAUUUCACUUUUACAAACACUAACUCAUGUCAUCUUUCUCUAUAGUGACAUUACCGGCAAUGUUAUCCUUGAAUGAUGAUUGAAUUUUAUUGGA